Halteromyces radiatus is the source of this 2787-nucleotide messenger RNA. RefSeq lists its product as uncharacterized. Bases 180 to 2483 code for a protein of 767 amino acids. Gene Ontology annotation, cellular component: cytosol; peroxisomal membrane. Gene Ontology annotation, biological process: protein import into peroxisome matrix, docking. The record is from RefSeq and is a predicted model, not a curated record. The transcript is spliced from 6 exons. Lineage: Eukaryota; Fungi; Mucoromycota; Mucoromycetes; Mucorales; Cunninghamellaceae. Gene Ontology annotation, molecular function: protein binding.
CGGGGUUUAGUUAACCCCACACACACAAGCUUAGGGCCUCGAAAUAAAUCCAUUUGUCAUAAAUAACCAAUCCGACUUUUUUUUUUCUUCUUUUUAAACUUUUUUUUUCUUUUAUUUUUCUACUUUUUUGUAUUUUCUUUUGAUACAUUAUAUUCUAGUCAUCCUCACUUUAUCUAAACAUGGCUUUCCCAAUGGGUGGUGGUCCUUCUGCUGACUGUGGCCCUGUCAAUCCUAUGGCUGGCCUUAUGAAGCAGUUUCAACAGGAUAGAUCAUUACAACAGGAAAGAUUUACAAGUGACCAACAUGCUGAAAGUUCAAAGGCUGUCUUCCGUUCUGGUCAAAAUCAACAUAAUUCAAUCGCUGAUAGACAAUUUGCUGAUGACUUUAUGAAAGAUGAAAUGGUUCGUGAUCAUCCUAGUAGUAUGUUUGAAUUCAAUGGACUUGAACGUGAACUGAACUCUAUUCAAAAUGGUCCUCCUUUACAACAACAUCAACCUCCUCCACAUGCUGCAGAUUGGUCUGGUGAUUUCAUGAAACAUCAAAUGGUACAUGGUGCUCCACAAGACGGUGAGUUCGAACAUUUUGAAAGUGCUUUUCAACAAUCUCAAUCGAUGACUGGUCCUUCAAUUCAACAACAUCAACAAGAACAAUCACUCGCUGUGUCCCAACAACACCAUCAUCUUUCUCAUCAACGAUAUAUUCCUCAACAAAAUUGGAUUCAUCAAGGUUUUAGCCCCAUGCUUCAUCAUCCUAGACAAAUUGGUGUGACGGAUCAAGAGAGUGUGGCAUUUGAACGUGCUUUUGAUGCUGCUAAACAAGAUACUCAAGUGGAUUGGGAAAAGGAAUUUGCUGCACAAGAAGAUUGGGCAUCUGAAUUUGCGGAAAAGGAAGGAAUGACUCAAGAUAAUACAAGUAAUGAUGCUCUAGCACAAACUGCAGCCAUGCUACUUGACUCGGUGGAUGUGAAUGAUAACCCAAAAUUCAAGAACUCCCAAUUUAUGAGUCUCAUGCAAAAACUUCGUGAUCGAACGGUACAUGUAGAAGGUGACAAGAUGGUGGAAACCUCUGGAAAGGAAGGUGACUGGUCAUCUGAAUUCAAAGGAAAAUCGCAACAACAACAACAACAACAACAACAACAACAACAACAACAACAACAAUCUACUGAUACCACAAAGGACUGGAUAGAUGACUUUAUUCCCAACGUGGCUGAACAAGGCAGUGGUAAUAUGUGGACUCCUGAAUUUGCCAGCAAACUAGAACGUCAAUGGCGCGAAGCAUCAUCAUCAUCAUCGCAACAAGAAAAUUGGAGUGAACGCUUCCAACAACAGCAACAAAAUGCGGACAUGUCAGAAGAAGAAAUGCAACGUGUUUAUGGUCGUGGAACUGAAAUGGAUGACUGGAUUCAACAAUAUCAACGCAACAUUGCUCAUCUCAAGGAAGCGAAGGAUUCUGAAUGGGAUGAUAUGCAGAAGGAUUGGGAUCGAUUCAAAGAUGAUCAAGGAAAUGGUUACCGUGCAGUAAAUCCUGAUUAUGAAACAUACAAUUUCACCACAGGCAAUCCUUAUUUGCUCGAUCAUUCUGCUAUCGAUGGUACACAACACACCACUUUGACGGAUUCAAUUUUGGCUUUGGAAGCAAAGGCGCAAUUGGAAACCAACAAUGCGGAAGCAUGGCAAGCUUUGGGUUUACGACAACAAGAAAACGAACGGGAUGCGGCCGCCAUUGCAGCACUUCGUAAGGCUGUUCAUAUCAAACCGGAACUUUUGGAAUGUUGGCUUGCUCUAGCAGUAUCUUACACCAAUGAAAACUGUCGUGCAGAUGCUUAUGAUUGCUUGGAACAGUGGAUUACCUUUAACCCUACUUAUCAACAUUUGGUCACAAAAAACAAUGCUAGCAAAAAUCAAGAUCAAGAUCGUCAUGGAUAUAUCACCAACUUAUUUUUAGAAGCUGCACGAUCAUCGCCCGGUGCUGAAAUGGAUGCCAAUGUUCAAGUUGGUCUUGGUGUGCUAUUCAAUGUUUCUGAAGAAUAUGAAAAGGCGAUUGACUGUUUCAAGGCUGCGGUAGCUACUCGACCUCAAGAUUAUCUCUUAUGGAAUAAAUUGGGAGCCACUCUAGCUAAUUCCAAGGAUAGUGCUGGUGCCAUCGAUGCUUAUUUUAAUGCUUUGGAAAUCAAUCCUUCUUAUGUUCGUGCUCGUUACAACUUGGCUAUCAGCUGUAUCAAUUUGAAUCAACACAAAGAAGCCGCUGAACAUUUACUAACAGCUUUGGCAUUACAACAACAAGAUGAUAUGGGACAUGCAUCUGCUUCAACGUCUGCUCCAUUAUUGGACUCGAAUGGUCAACCUAUUUCUGUACCUGGAGGUAUGAGUGAAAAUGUCUGGGAUAGUCUCCGUAUGGUUAUGUUUAUGAUGAAACGAGAAGAUCUAGCAGUGCAAUGUGAUCGUAGAAAUCUGGAUGUCUUUCGAUCCGAAUUUGAUUUUUGAUGCUAAAGAUAUAAGUGUAUUAUAUACAGAAGCGGAAACCUCAAGAACAACAUCAUCCAUACAGUCACCAUCAUUACUAUCAUCAUCACCAUCAUCAUACGAAUCUACUUCUCCCUCAUUUCCUCCUUCUUCUCGACGUUCAACCCCGAUAUGGAAACCACCCUUUGCUCCUUGGUGUGUCUUCACUCAUGAAAAUAUUGGAUGAUCAAAACUUGGUGUUGUGCGAUUAGUGUAUUUGUAGUUUAGUAUUCAUUUUCCCUAUUGUACUUUGCCUUGUAGAUAUUAUUAUUAUUAUUACUAUUAU